Nycticebus coucang (slow loris) is the source of this 714-nucleotide messenger RNA. RefSeq lists its product as uncharacterized. Bases 135 to 569 code for a protein of 144 amino acids. The transcript is spliced from 2 exons. The record is from RefSeq and is a predicted model, not a curated record. NCBI's taxonomy places the organism in Eukaryota, Metazoa, Chordata, Mammalia, Primates, Lorisidae.
AGCCCCAUCCACGAUGAGAUCUGAGACUGCUGGCUUUACCCAGCAAUCACGCCCCCCUACCCGGGGCCUACUGGCUCAGCAGUUGCUUUUCUACUCCUGAUGUCCUUAAUCCCCAUGGAUCCUCAACCAUAACCAUGGUCACGCGGGUCGAGGUCGGCUCCAUAGCAUCCCUGACUACAGUGCCAGGCCUGGGUGAUAUUGGCAAAGAGGAAACCCUGAAGCGGACUUACUUCUGCCAGGCUAGCGAUACCUCUGGGGCUCCUUCAGCCCGGAUCUUGGAAGGAAAGAGCCUGCUGAGGAGCCCAGCUCACUUACUCCCCCUGCCGAGGCUCUCCCCUAAGCCUUUCUCCAAGGAGCAGGCUCCUGCAGAUGGGAAACCCCCUGUGUCAUCUUUGCUGCACAGUCCGCCCAGCCUGUGUCCUUCUGGUGGGCUCUCUGAGGAGGUGGCAGCAGAGGACCUGGAUAAGAGGAUGCCCGGUUUGGUGGGGCAGGAGGCAGAUGAUGGGAAGAGACCAAGGAGAAGCUCAUCUCUGUUCAUGUGUUCCUGCGGCCCAGCCCCAAUGCCAUGAUUCUCUUUGAAACCACCAAAACUGGCCCCACUCUGGGGAAGAUGGUCAGUGAGGAGAUGCUGGAGGCCAAGGCAGGCGUGUCUCAGGAGCCCCCUUCAGGUACCACGCUUGAGGUGGCUGCCAAGCCCCCUGUGCCCACCCUAAA